This is a messenger RNA of Nerophis lumbriciformis (worm pipefish), 1308 nucleotides long. It is a transcript of the gene cox19, whose product is annotated as cytochrome c oxidase assembly factor COX19. The record is from RefSeq and is a predicted model, not a curated record. Lineage: Eukaryota; Metazoa; Chordata; Actinopteri; Syngnathiformes; Syngnathidae. Gene Ontology annotation, cellular component: mitochondrial intermembrane space. Gene Ontology annotation, biological process: mitochondrial respiratory chain complex IV assembly.
AAGGAGUGGCGCGUCAUAUAACUGCGACCAUUCCUCGCUUCACCUCUAGUAAAUAAACAACUCGACUGGAAUGAAUUUCGGGUCGAAGACCUUCAAACCUCGACCACCUGACAAAGGAUCUUUCCCGUUAGAUCACUUUGGAGAGUGCAAAGCCUUCAAGGAGACCUUCAUGAAAUGUUUGCGAGACAACAAAUUUGACAACUCCAAAUGUCGACUGCAGUCCAAAUCCUACUUGGAAUGUCGCAUGGACCAUCAGCUCAUGGCAAAAGAACCAAUGGAAAAACUGGGAUUCAAAGAUAUGGUUGAUCCUCCUUCUAGUCAAACAAAUCAAGAUUGCAAACCUUGACGUGCAGCUAAUGGUGUUUCCCCUAUAAGCUUUGGUGCAGUGGAUAGUUGGAGGGUAAUGGCGGGGCGAGUGUCACUGACAAAAACACGUGCACCUGUGCCUUGGAUGAGUCAUAGAAUGACUAUUGUGCACUCGCUCCAUGUCAGUUAUACAUGAUAACCAUCAUAGUUUAUCAAAUAAAUCAAUUGAAAGAGUCCAAAAAAUUCCAGAAAGUCAAAAACCAUGGCACACUCGCCUGUUAUGUAAUUAAUGUGAUGGUUUCUCCUGUGGUGCACGGUGCGUGAAGAGCAUAUAUUUGUCAUUUAAAUCUAUUCUGAAAUGGCUUUUAUUGUAAAAACGAGAAUAAUGGAAGCACCUGUAAAAAGCCUUAAAAUGCCCUUUUUUCAAAGCAUUUAAGAUGCCUCUCACAAUUACGAAACAUUUUAAAUUAUGUUUGACAAAUUAGGAAACCGUUACAGACAUACAGUAUACAGUAUUGUACAGUACUAAGAAAACGUGCAGUUCCACAACAUCCCAUCUUGUCAAAGUAUUGCCCAGCUGAAAAAUGUUGAGUGAAUUGACCUGUGAGACAGCGCCUUAUGUUGGAUUUAUAGCGGCAACACCCUUUUGUUUCCUGUAGAUAGCGCCAUCAAGCCACUUUCUAUUUAAGUUAACAUUAAAAAAUAAUACGACCUGCCAGCGUCCAAAAUCCAACCCGCAGUAAGUCUCAAGUUUUUUUGUUUUUAUUUGUCCGACCGCUUCUAUGUUAGCUACCUCUCUUUGUUUAUAAUGUCUAUUUUCUGCUGGAUCUACUCUAUUUUAUGCUGCCCUUUUUUUUUUGCUGCAGCGGUUACAUAUACUGUAAUACUGUACAUCAGGGGUGUCCGAGUCAUUUUAGCUUAAGGGCCGCAUGGAAGGAAUUCUGUGCACACGCCGGCCGGACUAUUAAAAUCAUGGCAUUAAAACUUGAAAAUAAUGACGAC